Messenger RNA from Penicillium diatomitis, 1158 nucleotides. RefSeq names its product putative pyruvate formate lyase activating enzyme. The transcript is spliced from 2 exons. Gene Ontology annotation, molecular function: catalytic activity; iron-sulfur cluster binding. The record is from RefSeq and is a predicted model, not a curated record. NCBI's taxonomy places the organism in Eukaryota, Fungi, Ascomycota, Eurotiomycetes, Eurotiales, Aspergillaceae. The coding region runs from base 1 to 1158 and encodes 385 amino acids.
AUGCGUCCAUUCACCAACCCCACAGGUCGUGCUCUCCAAGCCGGCCUUCACCAUCCUCAUCAUUUGCGAAGACAUCCUCUGGUCGUGAAACGUUUCAUAGGCAUCCCCCCUGCGUUUCUACUGGACGACUACACGCCUCGACAUCAACUCCUUACCUCGGUGGACGCCUCGAAGAAGCGCUCACUGGCAUAUGCCCAUUUGCGGGAGUGUAAUUUAUGUCCUCGCAAAUGCGGGGUGAACAGAUAUGAAACGACGGGCAUGUGUAUGAUCGGAGCGACGACAGCCAAAGUCAACGUGAUUGCGCCUCAUCGAGGAGAAGAGCCCUGUAUUCAGGGCUACCACGGUAGCGGGUCGGUAUUUUUCUCCGGGUGUAAUCUUCGCUGCGUGUUUUGUCAGAAUCAUGACAUCGCCCACCAACGCAAUGGAACUGAUCUGACACCCGAAGAGCUUGCAGAGUGGUAUCUGAAGCUUCAAAAAGUGGGUAAUGUGCACAAUAUCAACCUCGUGACUCCCGAGCACGUUGUUCCUCAAGUCGUCUUGUCGAUCCUCGCAGCCCGAGAUAUGGGUCUACGCAUUCCAAUCAUCUACAAUACCUCGGCUUUUGACUCUCUCGACUCGCUCAAGCUACUCGAGGGACUUGUAGAUAUCUACCUACCCGAUUUCAAAGUCUGGCGGGACAGUACAUCGAAACGACUCCUCAAGGCGGACAAGUACACGGCCACAGCCAUGGAGAGUAUUCAAGAGAUGCAUCGCCAAGUCGGUGAUCUAAGCUUCACCUCGGAUGGGAUUGCGCAAAAGGGCGUGCUCCUUCGCCACCUUGUGAUGCCUGGCAUGGAAGGUGAAGGGAGGGAGAUUAUGCGUUGGCUUGCGGAAAACGUUUCGACGGAUCUGUACGUGCAUAUCAUGGAGCAAUAUCAUCCUGAUGCGCAUGUGGGCAAAAAGAAGAGAGUGACCCGAAAGUCCGUCUCGACGGGGCAGUCGAGGUCAAGAACUGAAAAUGAGGCACAUUCAGCGGAAGGGACUGGAGAAGUACGAUAUGCAGACAUCAAUCGUGCGGUACGUGACGAUGAGUUGAACUCUGUUCGCGAUGCUGCAGUCAAAGCGGGCCUCUGGCGUUUCUGCGAGGUCAAUGAGCAGAAUAGUGCUUUUCAUCUAUGA